Molecule: messenger RNA, 1533 nt
Organism: Lutra lutra (Eurasian river otter)
Lineage: Eukaryota; Metazoa; Chordata; Mammalia; Carnivora; Mustelidae
Gene: P2RY4
Product: pyrimidinergic receptor P2Y4
Exons: 2
Coding region: 36-1133 (365 amino acids)
Biological process (GO): transepithelial chloride transport; G protein-coupled receptor signaling pathway
Cellular component (GO): plasma membrane
Molecular function (GO): G protein-coupled UTP receptor activity; G protein-coupled purinergic nucleotide receptor activity
Source: RefSeq, a predicted model, not a curated record
CAGCUGGGCUCAGCUUCAAGGGGACCAGGGGGACCAUGGCCGGUGUAGAGUCCUCUCUGCUUACAACCCUAGGUCCCAGCCCAGAUCCUGGCGACAGCCAGGGAGAGCUGGACUGCAGUUUCAAUGAAGAGUUCAAGUUCAUCCUGCUGCCCGUGAGCUACACAGUCGUUUUCCUGUUGGGCCUGGGCCUCAACGCCCUGACCCUCUGGCUCUUCCUCUUUCGCCUCCGACCCUGGGAUGCUACGGCCACCUACAUGUUCCACUUGGCCUUGUCAGACACUUUGUAUGUGCUGUCACUGCCCACCCUCAUCUACUAUUAUGCGGCCCGCAACCACUGGCCCUUUGGCACGGGGCUCUGCAAGUUCAUCCGCUUCCUCUUCUACUGGAACCUCUACUGCAGCGUCCUCUUCCUUACCUGCAUCAGCGUGCACCGCUACCUGGGGAUCUGCCACCCGCUUCGGGCCCUGCACUGGGGCCGCCCGCGCUUCGCGGGCCUUCUCUGCCUGGCCGUUUGGUUGGUUGUGGCUGGCUGCCUUGUGCCCAACCUGUUCUUCGUCACCACCAGCCCCAAGAAGGACACCAUCCUGUGCCACGACACCACUCGGCCCGAGGAGUUUGACCACUACGUGCAUUUCAGCUCAGCCAUCAUGGGGCUGCUGUUUGGCGUGCCCUGCCUGGUCACUCUUGUCUGCUAUGGGCUCAUGGCCCGGCGCCUGUAUCGGCCCUUGCCAGGCUCCGCCCAGUCAUCCUCGCGUCUGCGUUCUCUCCGCACCAUCGCUGUGGUGCUGACUGUCUUCGCUGUCUGCUUCGUGCCCUUCCACGUCACCCGCACCAUUUAUUACAUGUCAAGGCUGCUGGAAGCCGACUGCCGGGUGCUGAACAUUGUCAAUGUGGUCUACAAAGUGACUCGGCCUCUGGCCAGCGCCAACAGCUGCCUGGAUCCCGUGCUCUACCUGCUCACGGGGGACAAGUAUCGUCGUCAGCUCUGGCAGCUGUGCAGGUGUGGGGAGCCUCAGCCCCCCACCACGGCCUCCACCCUGGCUCUGGUGUCCCUGGCUGAGGAAAGCAGCUGCAGGUGGACAUCUACCCAGAGGGACCGUGGCUUCCCUGCCCCUGGGGCAGAUAGAUCGUAGCCCUAGGAGCCAGGAAGUGAGAGGAAAAAGGGUGCGUGCAGGGCAGAGGUGAGGGAAUUUGAUAUUUACAUCCAAUAUGGCUGCUCCUUCCUCUUUCCCAGACUCCAGAGAGAGGCCCACACCCUGAGGAUUAAGAGGAACCAGGGAUAUCAUGUGUGACCCCAUCUCUCAUAACCCUUUCAGCUGCCCUCUCCUUUUUGGCCAAAGGCAGUAACAGCCACUCUUCUUUCUCUUUGCCUCUGUCUCCUUCCUGGGGCCAUCAGUCCUGUCUCCCUUGAGCCUACAAGGUUUCCUAAAAUCCUCAUGCAGUCCUUUUUCCCCCAUGCACCUUUGUAUAGCCUGUGUUCCUUCAGCCAGACCCGCGCAAUAGACUGAAGAGGUGGAGAAGCUGGGGGGUGAU